Molecule: messenger RNA, 1578 nt
Organism: Dacryopinax primogenitus
Lineage: Eukaryota; Fungi; Basidiomycota; Dacrymycetes; Dacrymycetales; Dacrymycetaceae
Exons: 12
Coding region: 1-1578 (525 amino acids)
Source: RefSeq, a predicted model, not a curated record
AUGGCAAUGGAUAUUGAUGUUCCCAGUCACCUUCGUGAAGAACAUGACAAAGCAGUGCACAAUACAGAGAUGACAGAUGCCAUAAGUAUUGGUGCAUAUUCAUUCACAUAUCAGCAAGUUAGUGUUAUGCUGCAUACUAUCUGUGCGGUGGUUGUAGCAUUGCAGAGGGAUACCCAAAAUCAAGCUAUGAGAGAUGCACUAUUUGACAUUAGCGAGGCUCUGCUGGAAGUGAUGGGUGUAGCUGACGAUAUGCACAGACAAUUUUAUGGUGUGCAGAUGGAUUUUGCAAUGGCUAAGUUAUUUCUGAGAGGCAAACAGGGUACAAACAUCUACAUCGACGGGAAAAGAUAUUCCUUACUACUACAUAGUAGGCCAUGGAUGUUUGACCCUGAAAGCCACAAUAAGGUUGCAAGCUCCAUAUUCAUGGCACAGUCAACGGAAAAGCUCUUCAACUUGAUUACUGGUACUGCAAGGGCAAAUGGUGAGAAGUGGAAAGAACUGACUGUGAACAUGAAGUCCUUCAUUGAAGGAAACAUAGAGAACUAUCUUGACAAACAGCCUGAAGGAUGGAAAGAUGUGCCCAGCCCACUCCAAGAAUUCAUGGGGAAGGAAUGGUCAGAGAAAGCUAGCACUGCAUACACCAUGUUCAUCAUGCUUAGUGGUGGAAUGGGCAAGUCCAUAGGGAAUGAAGACUCCUCUAUUGCCAAUGAUCAAAACAUGCCAGGGGCAUCUUUCAGCACUGGAAGUAAGAGAGCAGCAUCUCCCACUGCUAAGGAGGAACCGAAGAAGAGAAAGAAGCAGACAACCAAUACUGCCGACUGCACAAAUGUUAGCCAAAGGAGGGAUGAUGCAGUACCUGAUGAGUCAGUGAAAGUAGAAGAACCAAAACAUGCCAGAAAAUCUUUGAGGGAUGAUAAAACUUACAGAGCAGAUGACAAAACCAACACACCUAUUUCUACUCAUGAUGAGAUCAAGGUGGUUCCUAUGACUGAUGUGCUCAAAAAUCUCAAAAAUCUAUCUGGCAUCCAAAUUGCAUGGAUGAUUCCUGGGAAUGGGUUUACAAACCACCAUUCUCAUGGACUGGACCACCCUUCAGACACGUUGAUAACAAGCACAUCUGUUGAACAUGAUAUACCAGGCAAAGAGUACAAGUUCAUCAUCAGGAUGGCAAAGAAGGUUACCAUGGACCCUGAGCAGACAAAAAAACUCACAGAGUUCCAUGUUACUCUCUCUUCCACCAGCAGGAAGAAGAGCACAAAGAGCCCAUGCUCAAGUAUCAACAAGUUUGACACAGCAUUCCAGACACAGAUGAAGAGAACCAAGGGGACUGAAGUGCAUAGCUCCAUGCUGUGCACCCAGUCUCAGACAAGUAAGGAGGGAAGGCAAAAGCAUCCUCGAUGGGGAAAGAUAUUGAAUAAGGUUGCCCUUUCCAUGAUCUGGAAAAUGGAAAGGAACAUCAAUACCCUGGAGGAAAAACAUGGAGAUGUCAAAUUUGGAUCACUUGAUGAUAACUUGGAAGACCUGGCUGCUUUCCAUGGGGUACUUUUACAAUUGCUAGUUAUGCAUGGUGACAGUUGA